This is a messenger RNA of Glycine soja, 1426 nucleotides long. Its product is annotated as prohibitin-1, mitochondrial-like. NCBI's taxonomy places the organism in Eukaryota, Viridiplantae, Streptophyta, Magnoliopsida, Fabales, Fabaceae. Gene Ontology annotation, biological process: mitochondrion organization. Gene Ontology annotation, cellular component: membrane; mitochondrion. The coding region runs from base 191 to 1060 and encodes 289 amino acids. The record is from RefSeq and is a predicted model, not a curated record. The transcript has 6 exons.
UUACUGGUAUGAUCCAUUGUAAGAAAAGAAGGAUAGAAGAAAGUGAGCAAUUUUCGGGUACCCGACCCAGACAAGUCAAACCGUGCCCACAGACACGGGAAGUUGUCUCCUUCUCUUAAGCCCUAAAACCCUGUAAGCAAUUACUUCAACUCGCCACUUGGAAGAAACCUCACCAAACAUUGCCUCCAAGAUGAAUUUUAACAAUGUGAAUGUCCCAAAGGUUCCUGGUGGCGGAGUCGCUGCUUUGCUUAAAGUUAGCAUUAUUGGUGGGCUUGUUGUUUAUGGGGCUGCAAACAGCUUGUACAAUGUUGAGGGAGGUCAUCGAGCCAUUGUCUUCAAUCGUGUUGUCGGUGUCAAGGAUAAGGUUUAUCCUGAAGGGACACAUAUUAUGAUUCCUUUGUUCGAGAGGCCUGUGAUCUACGACGUACGUGCACGACCUCAUUUAGUAGAGAGUACAUCAGGGAGCCGUGAUCUCCAAAUGGUGAAAAUUGGACUCAGAGUCCUUACGCGCCCUGUUCCUGACCAGUUACCGACAGUUUAUCGAACCCUGGGUGAGAAUUAUAAUGAAAGGGUCCUGCCUUCUAUUAUACACGAAACUCUCAAAGCUGUAGUUGCACAGUAUAAUGCCAGCCAGCUCAUUACUCAGAGAGAGAAUGUUAGUCGAGAAAUAAGGAAGAUAUUGACUCAGAGGGCGUCCCAAUUUAACAUUGCUUUGGAUGAUGUGUCAAUCACAAGUUUGACGUUUGGGAAGGAAUUUACAGCAGCUAUUGAAGCCAAGCAGGUUGCUGCUCAAGAAGCUGAGAGAGCUAAAUUUGUUGUAGAAAAAGCUGAACAAGACAAACAAAGUGCUGUUAUUAGAGCUCAGGGUGAAGCUAAGAGUGCCCAGUUGAUUGGUCAAGCUAUUGCCAAUAAUCCUGCGUUUAUCACCUUAAGGAAAAUUGAAGCUGCAAGGGAAAUCGCUCAGACGAUUUCAAAUUCUGCCAACAAGGUUUACUUGAAUUCAAAUGAUCUCUUGCUGAAUCUUCAGGAGUUAAAUUUGGAGCCCAGUGGGAAGAGAUAGUUGUGAGGCUGAAUUUACUUAAUUACUUCAACCUCUUUUUCCUAGUAUCAUUCAUUUUCACCUGCAUGUGCGUGCGUUUUAUCACCUGUUCAAAUAUGAGAUUCAGCGUCACAAACUGAUGGUCAUUAUCAUUAAAUGGAGCACCUGAGAUAAGGGAGGUUCAAUCAGGGUUUAUCCAUUUUCAGCGGUUCUGAUCUUGAAUAGUCUCUAACUUUGUCGGAUGUCAAGGAUUUGAUAUUGAUAUGUUCAGGCUCAAUUAUGUUGCACUGUUGACUCGAUUUGUUGACUCCACCUCCAUAAGUUGCAUAUACUUGUCCUAAUUGUGGUGCUAUAUACCCUGUUAAAAUAAAAUUAUCCUAAAUUGUA